This is a messenger RNA of Chelmon rostratus (copperband butterflyfish), 966 nucleotides long. It is a transcript of the gene rab36, whose product is annotated as RAB36, member RAS oncogene family. The record is from RefSeq and is a predicted model, not a curated record. The coding region runs from base 154 to 966 and encodes 270 amino acids. NCBI's taxonomy places the organism in Eukaryota, Metazoa, Chordata, Actinopteri, Chaetodontiformes, Chaetodontidae. Gene Ontology annotation, molecular function: GTPase activity; GTP binding. The transcript has 11 exons.
CAAUAAGACUCCAAUUAUCACGUGACACGGGAAAGGGUAUGGUUGUCAUGGAAACGAACUCCUCAUCAAACAGUGUCCGGGUUUGCAACCGCAGCAGGCGACGGAGCUCGAGCAAUCGAGGAAAUAUUUGACGUAAUUUCAUCUGUGAUUGCCAUGCACGGUAACAGGGAUGAGAUGAUGCCGUUCCCACCACCCAUCAGCAGAGACAGAGUCAUCUGGGAAUUUCCAAAGAGCUACACACCUGAGGCCUCUCUACAGCUGAAGAAAGACUGGGACACUCAGGCUAAAGCAGCCUGUAAAGACAGAGCCACCAGGCAUCAGCCGUGGGACCGACAGAAAAUGUCAAAGGUGGUGGUUGUUGGAGACCUUAAUGUGGGGAAAACCUGCCUCAUCAAUAGGUUUUGUAAAGAUGUGUUUGAAAGAGACUACAAGGCCACCAUCGGUGUGGACUUUGAGAUCGAGAGGUUUGAGAUAUCUGGAGUACCUUUCUCCUUUCAGAUCUGGGAUACUGCUGGACAGGAAAAAUUCAAGUGCAUCGCUAAUGCAUACUACAGAGGCGCUCAGGUCAUUAUCACAGUCUUUGACAUGGCAGACAUUAAGUCCCUGGAUCAUACACGCCAAUGGUUGGAGGAAGCCAUGAGAGAAAAUGAGCCUGACUCCUGCUUGAUCUUCUUGGUUGGCACUAAGAGUGACCUGCUGCCCUUAGAAGAAAAACAGAGGACAGAAAAGGAUGCCAUCAGGAUAGCAACAGAAAUGCAUGCAGAGUUUUGGGCUGUUUCUGCUAAAACAGGGGAGAACGUGCAGGGAUUUUUCUUCAGGGUGGCGGCUUUGGCCUUUGAGAAGUGCAUACUGAAGGACAUGGAGAAUGGGGUCCCUGCUAGCAUCGGACGUGGAGACAGUAUCAAAUCAGAUCGUGCCAACCUGGAGGAGGCGGCACCCCAAGACACAAAGAGAAGCUGCUGCUGA